Molecule: messenger RNA, 2794 nt
Organism: Exaiptasia diaphana
Lineage: Eukaryota; Metazoa; Cnidaria; Anthozoa; Actiniaria; Aiptasiidae
Exons: 9
Coding region: 411-2423 (670 amino acids)
Biological process (GO): regulation of DNA-templated transcription; spermatogenesis
Cellular component (GO): nucleus
Molecular function (GO): protein dimerization activity; RNA polymerase II cis-regulatory region sequence-specific DNA binding; DNA-binding transcription factor activity, RNA polymerase II-specific
Source: RefSeq, a predicted model, not a curated record
AAGAAUUCUUGAAGGAAAUUUCAAAAAAAUUUGAGAUAUCGUAUGAGAAAAGUUCAAUUUCCAAAAUGGCUUCCAUCAGGAGAGCUCUGUUCUCUUCGAGUUCCGACAACACGGAUAUUCGUUGCUCGACUCCUUCCGAAACCGUAGAGAUAUCAUGUAAAGCUUCUAUCCGUCACGAGUGUGAGCCAACGUCAGAUUACGUGGACGAAGUUGUCGAAGAAAAGGUUGUAAACUUAGUUCGGAAAUGUAACUUUCAAUUUCAAAGCUGUAACUUUCGUAAACUAAUCGAUACUCGUCACAAAGUUGUUCUCGUCUUACCAUUCGCUCCGACUGUUUAGGGCAAUGUCACGAAGAAAGUUCUCGUGGUUGGUAAAAGCGUGGUUAGUGAUAUAUGCAAACAGCUCGCUGGUAUGCCAUUAUUGCAAGACAUUCCUGUGGUUGUCUCGUCUGUUGACAAUCUUCCGAGCGUUUGCAGCAGAGAAAAGCUGGCCUUGGUAUUUGUGGACAAGUGUUUGGGGGAGAAUUGCAUCUCGCAAAUCUGCAGGACUGUAAGAUUCAGCUCUUCCUCACAAAAUAAGACAGUGGCAAUAGUUGGUGUGAAAGCUGAUCAAGAUUCAGAGCUUUGUUCCGUUUCCUCUGGUCUCACUGAAGCCAUCACAUUUCCACUUCAAGAAGACACCGUCAAUCAAUUACUUUUGAAAUAUGCAGGAAUCAUUCCUUUCAGAGGGCUGCCACUCACACCUGAAAGUCCAGAUGACGAUGUUGCAGUGGCCAGAAAAGCAGAAGAAAUUAUUCGGGAAUCGGAGGAACAGUCCUUACUUGGUUAUCAUAAGGAUAGCUUUUCACAUAAAGACAGUGAUAAAAUGGAAUCAACAUUUUCCAGCGCAGAAGCUCUUGCAAAUCAUGUAACUUUGGGCUCAAGACACAGCACUGGAUUUUAUACAGAUUCAAACACUAGUGGUAUGCCAGGAAGGUCUAACUCUAUGUCUACAAUUCCAGGAAACACCAACACACGACAGCCAUCACCGUUUAUAAACCAAGAACUAAGAAGGCAGUCAUUGGGAAGUAACAGUUGUAUAGUAAGAGAAAUAAGUGACUUACAAGACACAAUUUACAACAGACACCAUACUUCCUGGACAAUUACAAAUGACCAGAUCUCGGAGAACAUUUCACCAAAUAUUUUGCCCAUUCCAACAAGUUAUACUGACCAGUUCAGUAACUGUAAUGGAAAUCAAUUAUUUCAUGGACAGUGUGUCAAUCCUAUAUCUUGUGCGCUCAGCCACCAGCCUGCUACCAUGUCAAACCAGUUAAAGAUACCACAUAACUUUCCAUACCCUUCACAAACUGUUCAGGACACCAGAACACCACAAACGACUAGUUCAAGUAAUUUAAUACCUCAUGAAAACCACAGCAACACAAUACCAGCAACGCCCAGCGAAAACCGAGAAAAAGGACCAGUUACCGAAAGCAUGGAAAGUGUUUYUGAAACAGAGUCUGCGUUGUCUGAUAGAUUAAAAUCUGGCCGUGAGUCUGCAUACAUGGUCAGCGGGACACCAGGUUCUAAAGAUAUGUUGAUUACCAUGCUACCCGAUGACUUGUCCAAACACAGCUCUAAAGAAAGGAUCCGGAGAGAAAGAAUAAAGGAAAGCUGUGAUCGGUUGAGAUACUUGCUCCCAAACAUUUCAGGAAAGAAGACAGACAUGGCCUCGAUCCUGGAAAUGACUGUGAAAUUUGUUAAACUCAUUAAUGAUCGAAUACCGCCUGCUGUCAUGGAAGAGAUAGCAGAUGCCCUUUCUGCAGCUACUGUUGGUAUGACCAGAAAACGAGCUCAGAAAGAUGUGAACAUUUCAAAACAAAAAGCAAUGAGAAUAAUUCCACCUGUACCUGUUUCUGUACCAUCUGCACCAUUGACGUCAGGUGAAGUCAACCACAUUAUUUACACAGCUUUCUCAAACAAUACUGCUCCUGUGUACCACCCCCGUGGGCAGCACUGCACCAAUAACCCUCAUCAGUACAACCAAUACAUCCAAGGAAUUGGCUGCGCUUCACCGUACAGUCCUUUAAGCAAAGAUAUACAUCAUGGAUACUUACAUUAUCCUCACAGUAUUAAUCAACCACUGAAUAAAGAAAUACCAACUUUACAUGCUCAUAAGGACCCGCAGCUAUACCAUAAUAAUUACUCAGCCAUCCAUUCAACUGAUGUUGGCGUCUGUCCACACAGACAGCUGUAUGGAGCUCCUCUGUCAAUCAUAACUACAGCUCACAAUGAUGUGCAUCAGCAGUCUAGCUUUAUGAAGUUGCCACCAGUAAAUGUCAUCUCACCUUGCAGUAGCAUAUGCAGUAGUAAAGAGCAAGAUACUGGUAGCUCUACUAACACGUCCUUUGACUCUCCAUUGUGGGAUGAUGGCAAGGGCUCCAACUAAAUUUAUCAAUCAUGACAGUUUAUAAUUGACUUGAAUUUCAGUUCAAGGUAUUUUUCAAAGGAUGUUAUCCAAUUAAAUGGAAAUGAAAGUUAAAAAAAGAAAUGACAUUUGAACAAAAAGGAGAAAAGAUGUAUUGAAAAGAUGUUAAAAAUAUAUUUAUUGUAAUGUUAUACAGUUGUAAGAAUUGGUUUUCAUAAAUCUUUGAAGUAAUCUUGACUAUGAAAAGGAAUUUCUGUACUCUACAAACAAAAGUCUAUUAGACUAGAAGUGAGUUUUCAGUUUUCAGUAGAUUUACUAGUGUUUUUCACUAUAUUUAAUGUUUCUAUCAGAAUUUAUUUCUUUUUACGUCAACAUUUUAUGAAAACCAUAAC